Messenger RNA from Melopsittacus undulatus (budgerigar), 828 nucleotides. RefSeq names its product ladybird homeobox 1 (gene LBX1). Gene Ontology annotation, cellular component: nucleus. Gene Ontology annotation, molecular function: sequence-specific double-stranded DNA binding; DNA-binding transcription factor activity, RNA polymerase II-specific. The record is from RefSeq and is a predicted model, not a curated record. The coding region runs from base 1 to 828 and encodes 275 amino acids. NCBI's taxonomy places the organism in Eukaryota, Metazoa, Chordata, Aves, Psittaciformes, Psittaculidae. Gene Ontology annotation, biological process: regulation of transcription by RNA polymerase II. The transcript is spliced from 2 exons.
AUGACUUCCAAAGAAGAACCCAAGCCCUCCUCGGGGGAAGAACGGCGGCGGAGCCCCUUGGAUCACCUCCCGCCGCCGGCCAACUCCAACAAGCCCCUCACCCCCUUCAGCAUCGAGGACAUCCUCAACAAGCCCUCGGUGCGGAGGAGUUACACGCUCUGCGGAACGGCCCACCUCCUCUCCGCCGCCGAAAAGCACACCCCGGCCGGGCUGCCGCUCUCCGGCCGGGCGCUGCUCUCUCAAACCUCCCCUCUCUGCGCCCUGGAAGAGCUGGCCAGCAAGACCUUCAAGGGGCUGGAAGUCAGCGUACUGCAGGCGGCCGAAGGCAGGGACGGGAUGACGAUCUUCGGGCAGAGACAAACGCCCAAGAAGCGUCGAAAGUCGCGGACGGCCUUCACCAACCACCAGAUCUACGAGCUGGAGAAGCGGUUCCUCUACCAAAAAUACCUGUCGCCGGCGGACCGGGACCAGAUUGCCCAGCAGCUGGGGCUCACCAACGCCCAGGUCAUCACCUGGUUCCAGAACCGCCGCGCCAAGCUCAAGCGAGACCUGGAGGAGAUGAAGGCCGAUGUGGAAUCGGCCAAAAAGCUGGGCCCCAACCCCGCCGUGGACAUCGUGGCCUUGGCCGAGCUGGAGCCCAGCUCCGAGGGAAGGGGCAAGGCGCGGGCCGGUUCCCCGCCACCACCCCCUGCCGCCGCCCGGGAGCCCGGUGCCCCUCCGCCGCCCCGCCCCACCUCGCCCCCCACGGAGCGGCCCCGCAGCCGCCGGGACAGCGAGGAGGAGGAGGACGAGGAGGAGGAGGACGUGGAGAUCGACGUGGAUGACUGA